Puntigrus tetrazona (Sumatra barb) is the source of this 2365-nucleotide messenger RNA. It is a transcript of the gene fbxo22, whose product is annotated as F-box protein 22. Gene Ontology annotation, biological process: positive regulation of proteasomal ubiquitin-dependent protein catabolic process; regulation of DNA-templated transcription; protein polyubiquitination. Bases 76 to 1230 code for a protein of 384 amino acids. NCBI's taxonomy places the organism in Eukaryota, Metazoa, Chordata, Actinopteri, Cypriniformes, Cyprinidae. The record is from RefSeq and is a predicted model, not a curated record. Gene Ontology annotation, molecular function: protein binding; DNA-binding transcription factor activity; DNA binding. The transcript is spliced from 7 exons.
UUUGAGACUUUUAACCAACUUCCGGUUCCGGCUCCGUCUUGGAGGGUCAGAUGAGAGAAGAGAGUCCGUGUGAAAAUGGAAGGGGAUGCAGCUUCUCCAAACAUCUUGGGGGAAACUAAAGCUGGAUAUGUCCUGAGUAAUGUUGCCGAGGUCGUGGAGAGGAUUUUGACAUUUGUUCCGACUAAAAAUCUCCUCCGGAUAGCAAGUGUGUGUAGGCUAUGGAGGAAUUGUGCGCGCAGAGUCCUGAGGACGCAGCAGAGACUGACCUGGCUCUCUGCCUCUGGCUCAUCCGUAUACGAGGAGCAUGUUUUGCUUAGAACUAUGGCGGACGACUUGGAGAAGGUCUAUCUGCUGCCCCAGACAGCCCUCCUGAUGGUGGAUGGAGAAAACUUCAAUUUUAGUUACAGACAGAAAAAGGCCAAGAAGUGUGAGAAUGAAGUGGAGUCUGAUCCCGUCAAGAAGCUGAGACGCUUACUGCCUAGCACUUGUGAUGUAGUAGGCAUUGUUGCAUCAGGAAUUGUUGUGACCCCCAGUGGUUCAGCCAGCAGCCCCCCAGAAGAGCAUGAAGAAGGUGAAGCGGGCUUCAGUCUGCUUUUCCCUGCCAUGGAUGGGGUCACCAUCAGGCCUUUUCACUUCUGCAAAAAGACCCUGACUGAUUCAGCAAUGGAGGAAGCAGGGUUGAUUAAUAACCCUGAUCUAAAGGUGGUGCUAAUGUUUGACUAUGAGACCUGGAAAGCUGGGCGCUUUCUUAACAAGCUACUGGAACCUCUUUCUCAAAAUAAUGUACUUAUUGUUGGAGGACAAGUUGAGAGGGCCUUUUCCAAUAACACGACCUGCUGUUCUUCAGGCUCUUUUGGUGCUGUAGGACUGACCUUCAGUGGCUCCAAGAUCCAGGGUGCCUCAGUGCUUGUGGACCAGGAUGUAGGCAGCCCGAAAGCCGCAGAGGCCACAAUCCAGCGGCUGAAGGCUGCUAAUAUCCCAGAGAGAAACACCAUGGGCUUCAUGUUUGCCUGUGUGGGCCGCGGCCAUAACAGCUACAAUAACCAGCGCAACGUGGAGGCUACCGCUUUCCGGAAGAUCUUCCCCAACAUUCCUCUCUUGGGAUUCUUUGGCAAUGGGGAGAUUGGCUGCGACCGUAUCGUCAAAGAGAACUACAUACUGAGCGAGACCGAUGCUGAUGGACUACAGCACUCUUUUACUACAGUCAUGACUCUGGUGCAUUUCGGCUAACACAAACUUAAAACUGGGACUGCAAAGGUCUAGGAAUCCUCUUAUUAACUUAAUCUUUGAAGACAGACACCAGCUGCUUGUUUAAGUUAACAGAGCAGGUCUGAUGGUGACCAGAUAUAAUUCUCCUAGGUUUUUUGCUUUUGACUUUUUUUUUUUUUUCCUUAAAUCAGGAUGCCAAGGAGGACAUUUGACAACAAAAACAUUUAGGGACCCGCAGGUACAACUUUGAGAGCAGGCUAAUUCUAAUUGUUUGAAAAGGUUAUUACAUGGAGAACGGUUCUAGUUUGAAUGGCAUGGUGCUAAACCUUGACCUUGGACUUCAGUUUUAAAUAUAAAACAUUUUUAUUUGUAUAGCAGAACUGAGAUCUGUCAACCAUUCAGGCCUUAAAUACAAAUAGUUUGAAAAAUUCAUGCACUUUUUAGCUAUUCGUGAUGCAAAGACUAAUGAUGUAGCCGUUCAUCAACCUUGGUAUGGCUGAUGGACCUUCAACGAAAAAUCCACAAUCUUCACUGCUUGAUUGCUUCACUUCACCGAUUGCAGGAAAAGUAUUCACAAUGAAAGAAAGGAAAAAAAGCUUAACCCUAUCAGCACAUAGCUAUAUAUAGCAACAAUUGACUUGCUAACAGUUCUUAGGGUCUGUAUUGGAAUAAUAAAGGACAGAAGUGGAAAAAGUAACAUUUCAGUUUACUUAUGCUGCAUGUCCUAAUCAAAUCUCUAAAAAAAAAAAGUUUCAUUCCAACAGGGUAGUCCUCCAUUUCUGUAUUCGUCAGUUUGGAUGAGUUCUUGAAGGUUAAUCGUUUAUUCUGUGAACUAGCUAAAUAACACGUUGUGUUAAUUACAGGUAAGUAAAGUCUCAAAGGGCUAUCGUCCUGCAUUCUAGAGAUGUACAGUAUAUUUGCUGCAGUAUUUAGAAGGUUGAUUUAAACUGUUGUUGCAGAAUCUUUUUCCCAACUUUCUUAAGAUUAAGUAGAUAAUUCUUGGCUUUGCAUUAAGGAAAGUAAGUUUUACUACUGUCUUGUAUUUUUACGGCGGUGUAUUGUUUUUUUCUUCAUCUGUACCUGCUGCUGGGCUGUGCAGUGAUUGGCCCAUAAUGUCUGCAUGUAUAUAAUAAAAUAAAUGAUGUCACUAACUGUU